Molecule: messenger RNA, 900 nt
Organism: Sporisorium graminicola
Lineage: Eukaryota; Fungi; Basidiomycota; Ustilaginomycetes; Ustilaginales; Ustilaginaceae
Exons: 1
Coding region: 1-900 (299 amino acids)
Cellular component (GO): nucleus; cytoplasm
Source: RefSeq, a predicted model, not a curated record
AUGCCUCGCAAGCGCUUGUUGGCAGGACGAGAAGCACGCCAACCAGUCGACGAUGGUGCACACUCAGACAGCGAUGUAGACGGCGGAGAAUCCGUCGAAAGCCACGACCACUACAAGGGAGCUGUCAACCUACCCGCGCACCAGACAAAGCACCUGGCCGAGCUGGUCUAUCGCUUUCCUUCGAUCGACACGUCGUUCCGUUUGAUCCAACGCAACGACACCAACAGCACAGGCUCGUCGCUUUGGCUAUCGUCGCAGGUGCUAGCGUCCUAUCUGCUUCACACAUAUUCUAGAGCACCACAUCAGACCUGUAGCGAUGCUGCACCGCCGAUGCGCAAAAAGGUGCUCGAAUUGGGAUCUGGCACGGGGCUGCUCUCGCUCCUCAUGGCGAGACUCGGCUGGCAGGUGACUGCUACAGAUAUCCCUCCUGUCCUUGACUCGGUGCUGCGACCGAACAUCGAAGCUGGUCUCUAUCAGCUCGUCCACUCCGGCCUGGCCGCACCGGACCAGCUGCACGUGUGCGAGCUCGACUGGACCACCUCGCCCGACAACUGGCAUCCUCAACCCAACACACCCUCCACUCCCGCCCAAUCAGCCCAGAAUCCGGACCUGAUCAUCACAGCAGAUACCAUCUACGAACCCUCCAUCGUGCGACCCCUGCUCUCCACCCUCGCUCACUUCUACCACCGUCAGGACGACACUCGCCCGACCGUUCUGCUUGCCCUCGAACGCCGCGAUCCGCCCCACAUUACAGAGGCCCUGCGAAUUGCUAGCCACGACUUUUCACUUCCGUUCAAGCAAGUACCCGCAAAACGUGUGCGAAAGAUGUUCGAUGCGCUCGGAGACGGUGCCAAGUGGUCCAGAGACGAUUGGGAGGGUGUCGAAAUUUGGAAGCUCUGA